AUGGCCCAACAAGCGCAGCGCAUGGGCGCGCGAUUCCUACAUCAGCUUACGAAUCUGGGCGGGGGUAGCGGCAAUACGUCGCAGGACAUGUCCACGCACUCGACAGGCAGCAACACGUCGCCUGUCAAGAACCAGCUUGCGUCGUUGUUCCAAAAGGGCCCACCUGCGCCGUCGCCGGACAUUUCUCUGCCCGCACGCAAGCCGGGCACGUCGUAUGAUGGCGUGGGCGACGACGCGUCCAUGCGAUUCGGCGAGGCAUUCAGCGAUGGCAUGGCGCCCCAUGCAGCGUACCAGCAGCGACCCCUGGCGGGUGGCGCGACCGAUUCGAUGCCGUCUGUGAACGCACCGUCCAUGUACCAGCCAGCGUUCCAGGGCUACCAUCCUCCGUCAGCCCCGUACCAGGACAUGCGCGGCUACGGCAUGCCGGAUGCGAAUGCCAACAUGGUGUAUGCGAUGCCCGAGCAGCCGAUGGCCGCCGCGUCGGCACCCACGAUGCCCGCAACGCACCCGCCAGCACCUGUGCCGCCGGCAGCGCGUGAUACCAGUUUGGAUGAUAGUGGCAUGGCCCUUCGGCAGGGCCAGCCGUGGACGAACACCUCGCCGACCAAGCGCAUGGACCCGUCCGAGAUUGACCAUCUAUCGCGCAUCUACUAUAUGAGCCUCUUGCAGUUCUUUCGCUCGCAGGCCGUGCGCUCGUCGCUCUUGACGCCGUCACGUACGAAUGCGCGUGAGAAGCUGACGCGCCUGAACAAGCAGCAGUUUGCGGAGCUGUCCACGGAUGUGCACGAUGAGCUGCAGCGACGGCAGGACGAGAGUCAGAGCCAGCCGUACCUGCAGGGCCGCCAUGAGUUCCAUCCCAAGCGCAACCAGGCGCGUCAGAAGCUCGCGACGCUGCCCAAGAACCGCUUCCGUGACCUGGCGUCGGACGUGUUCUUUGAGCUGGAGCGGCGGUACCCGGAGCUGCCUCAGGAUCUGCGCCACGAGUCUCUCGAAGAGCUCAUGGGUCCUCGCGAGGGCCAGGCGCCUGAAGGUAUGCCGCCAGCUCCCGACGUCCCUGGCCCGAGCGUCGUCCAGGGCGGUCAGGACGUGGUGGCUCCCGCCGCGGACGUGCGCGAGGCAUCGGGAGGCACAUCGCCGACGGGACAAGCCUUGUCGCCCGGCCCGUAUGGCCCGCAGCCGGUGCCGGUGCCAGUGUCCGUCGAGCCGAGAAUGCGGUCGACGGAGCCUACGGCCUCGCGUAUGAGCUCGGCGGUGGCGCAGCAGCAGCUCGCUGAUCUGAUGGCGGACGCUCAGCAAAUGUCCAGUGCACAAAUGUUUGCACCGACGCGUGUGUCGGUCGCGGAGGAGCCCGCGGAGCCAGCGCAGCCCGGGACCGAGCCGCGCAGCGUCGACGGCGGUGCCGCUGCUGGCGCCGUGCUUGCCACGCCGGGUGGUGUGGCGGCAGCCGCUUCGCAGCGGGGUGCGCUGAUGGACCCUGCGGAGGUGCAAGCGAGCCGCGACCGGGUGGAUCUGCUGCAGAAGCAGGUGCAGCUGCUGGAGGAGCAGGAACGUGCUCUGCGAGCCCAGGGCGCUGAGCGGGACCGAGCGCUGGAAGAGCUGCGCUCGCAAAAUGCGCAGCUGCAGGAGCGUCUGGCGACGCUACAGCAGCACGUGUCUGAGCACGAGCGGACGGCGGCCGAGCUGCGGUCCGAGCACGACAGGCACCUGCUGGUGCUGAGUGACAAGGAGGCGGAGCUGCGUUCUGAGCGCGACAGGCACCGUGUUGUGAUGGAUGACAAGGAGGCCGAGCUGCUGCAGCACCGUGCGAAUCUGGACGCGCUGCGUGCGCAGUACAAUGACCUGAAUCUCGUGCACGCGGCGCGGAGCAGGGACGUCGAGGCUGAGGCGCAGUGGAAGCGGCAGCUGGAGGACAUGCAGCGCGAGACGCUGGAGCAGCAGAACAUGGUGCAGGGCCUGCGGAGCGAGGUGGCCACGCUGCUGGAGGAGCUGCGGCGACUGAGUGCGCGCAACGAUGCGAUGACGACGGACAAGGAGUCGGAUGUGGCGAUCAUCCGCGACUUGCACAUGCAGAUGUCGGCGUACAAGCGGCGAUACGAGGGGACGAAGGCCGAGCUGCGUAUCGCGCAGUCGGCGUCGCAGGUCUGGGCGCAGCCCCACGUCGACGAGUGGAAGUAUGUGUCGCCGACGGGCGCCGUGGCCGACACGAACCUCAAGUCGUUCCAGACAUCGAUUGAUGAGCUGCUGACCACCGCACGCUCAGCCGCGCCGUCGAAUGUGCUGAUUGCGAUGAAGACGGUCGUGCUCUCGACGACGCUCGUGACAGAUGACAUUGCCAAGUACGAGUCGCAGCCUGAGAACGAGCUCGGGGCUCUGUCCGCGCAGCAGCGCGAGGACGUCGAGACGCUCAAGACGUCGAUCUCAGAUGCCCUCACGAACCUCAUGAACGCAUGCCGCAACCACGCGUCGUCGCAGGGCCUCGCGCCGGUGAGCCUGAUUGAUGCCGCCGCGACGCACGUGGCGAUAGCCGUGGUCGAAGUCGUCAAGCUGCUCAAGCUGCGCCGUGUGCCGCGCCCAAGCGAGGACGACUUUAGCUUCGAAAGCACGAACGAUGCCACGGCGCUCAGCAGCCCGCCCAGCGGUCUCAAGCCGCUGCAUACCCGCAGCGCCUUGUCGCCGCCCGCCCACUCGGCCCCGCCGCUGCCGCCGUCGAGCCGCCGUCCCAGCGCGACGGCCCACGCCAGCCCCGUGUCGCUGCGCUCGCUGUCGUACUCGCACUCGAAUCUCGAGGCGCGCAUGCGCUCGAUGGACAUGAAGGCUGGUCUCGUGCGCUCGCCACCGCCGCCGCCGCCGGCCGAGCCAGCAUCCACGACCCCGGCUGCCGCGGGCGGCAGCACGGCACGGACCAUGGAUGUGGAGGAGCCACAGGAGGCAGCGGCCGAGCAGGGCGUGGACGCGAGCCGCGAGGACGACGAGCUGGAGAACUGGGGUGAGCUGCGCAACUACAUCGAGGUGCAGACAGAGGCGAUUGUGCACUCGAUCCAGUCGUUGUUGUCGGCGCUGCGCGAGGGCGCACAGGGCGUACAACUGAACGAGAACCUGACGCAGAUCACGACGAUUGUGUCGUCGAUCGUCGCCAUUUCGCGCGACCACCUGCCGAACGCGGGCACGCCCAAGCAGGAAUCGAUUUCGACGGAGGCCGAGCGCAUCUUUGCCGAGCUCACGGAGAACUGUGACCGCCUGAGCGAUAUGCAGUCGAACACGACCUUCGACCGCACGGCCAAGAGCAUCAUGGCCAGUGCAUCGUACGGCGUGGCCAAAGGACUCAAGGCGCUCAAUGAGCUCCUCAACGCGGCCGAUGAGGUGCCUGACGCAUCACGUGGGUGA
This is a messenger RNA of Malassezia restricta, 3384 nucleotides long. RefSeq names its product cell polarity protein. Gene Ontology annotation, molecular function: MAP kinase scaffold activity. Bases 1 to 3384 code for a protein of 1127 amino acids. Gene Ontology annotation, cellular component: cell cortex of growing cell tip; actomyosin contractile ring. Lineage: Eukaryota; Fungi; Basidiomycota; Malasseziomycetes; Malasseziales; Malasseziaceae. The transcript has a single exon. The record is from RefSeq and is a predicted model, not a curated record.